AUGUCAAGGCCAACUGGCUACCGGCAGCCUCCAGACCAAGACGACUUCCACGAAGAUGACCGCGCCUCCGACAUCGACAUCGAUCUUGACGAAUUAGAUCCUCACACUUCCUCAGCCACACGCCCAUCGUCAUUCGCGUCGCGCCUCAGUCAAGAUUUUGGAAAUCGGAUACCACUACGCAACCUACGUUUCGGGGGAAGGAGACGACCGCCGCACGCUCACGAUGCAGACCUCGAGGCGUUGGCGGACGAGGGGAACUUGUUCACUGCUAGACAACCCGUCGUAAGCUCAGGCUUUGGCGGCGAAGAUGACGCUCCCCUCCUCACCAACGGCUACACAAGGAGAGCCUCCCAUGCCAGCUUCCUUCAAGGCCUCGACACACGGCAACAAAAGUGGCCAUGGAGACUCCUGCCCGCUUUCAUGCGACCUUCCUCUUUCGCCGAAUCCUUCGACCCCCUCGACCCCGAAGACGAGCACGAUCCCUCCUCCCAACGAACCAUUACAGUCGGCCAGAAGCAGCCCAUUCGCUUCCCUCUCAAUGCCGUCUCGCAUGCCAAAUAUACCGCAUACUCCUUCCUCCCCCGCACCCUCUACAACGAGUUCAAGUUAUUCCUGAACAUGUACUUCCUCCUAGUUGCGGUGUCGCAGAUUCUUCCCGCGCUGCGCAUCGGCUAUCUGUCGACUUAUAUCGCUCCCUUGGCUUUUGUCAUCUCCGUCACCCUGGGCAAAGAAGCGUAUGACGACAUGUACCGAAGGAAGAGGGACAAUGAGGCCAAUAGCGAGGCGUACAAAGUCUUACGCUUCGACGAGCCCGGACGUGUCGGUGGACAGCUGUCUGGGGAGAGUCGAAGGAGUAAGACUGCGCACUUGACGGAGAAGAGGAAGGCGAAACGCAAGCGGACGGAACAAGGAGGUGGAGAGCAGGCAGAGCUUGAUGAGGAGCUGGCCAGUUCCAGUGUCAUGACAAUGGUCAAAGCAGCCAAAGACUUGAAAGUAGGUGAUGUGCUCGUUUUGAGCAAGGGGUCACGAAUUCCAGCGGAUGUGGCAAUACUGAAAAGUGUAUCGGCGGAUGCCGCCGUGAAAGAGCAGGAGGAUGGUACAGCAUCUCUGGACGACACGCUCAUCGUGGAAGGUGACUCGGGAGUUGAUCUGGACAAUGAAACCACAACAGAAGAUGCGAGCGGAGGCGGAGAAGCCUUCAUACGGACCGAUCAGCUGGAUGGAGAGACAGAUUGGAAGCUUCGACUGGCAGUGCCGCUUGCUCAGGCACUUCCCGAAUCCGAAUACGUCCGUCUACAAGUCAUCGCAGGCAAGCCAGACAAACGAGUCAACGACUUCGCGGGUACCAUCAAUCUCCUUCCAAAGCGAGGUCAGACCGAUCCAGCCGCACCGGCUACUUCCCGCUCCUCGCCCCUUACCAUCGACCACACAGCGUGGGCCAACACCGUCCUUGCAUCCAACACCACCGUGCACGCAGUCGUCAUAUACACCGGACCGCAGACUCGUGCUGCUCUUUCCACCUCUGAACCACGCUCCAAAAUCGGACUUCUCGAACUCGAAAUCAACUCCCUCACCAAAAUCCUCUGCAUCUUGACCGCCGCCCUCUCCUUCAUCCUCGUCGCGCUCGAAGGCUUCAACGAGAUCAACGACCAUGUAUGGUAUGUCAAUGUCAUGCGAUUCCUCAUUCUGUUCAGCACCAUUGUGCCCAUCUCUCUGCGCGUCAACCUCGACAUGGGCAAGAGUGUGUACGCGUGGUACAUUCACCGUGAUCCGGACAUCCCAGGCACCGUGGUCCGAACCAGCACGAUCCCCGAAGAUCUAGGCCGGAUCGAGUAUCUGCUCACGGAUAAGACGGGCACCCUUACGCGAAACGAAAUGGUGCUGCGCAAGGUGCACGUCGGCACCGUGAGCUACGGCGGCGAGGCGAUGGAAGAAGUCAGUAGCUACAUCAGGCAGACCUUUGCGCUCGCAGACGGUCAAGGCAGCAGUGCCUUCUUCACGCCGUCGAUGGCGUUCAAUCCAACAAGCGGCACGACAAGGACGAGGAGAGAGAUUGGACUUCGCGUGAGAGAUCUGGUGCUGGCGUUAGCAUUGAGUCACAACGUCACACCGACAAUCGAGGAAGACGAAGCAGGCCAACCCGUCACAGCAUAUCAAGCCUCUUCGCCAGAUGAAAUCGCCAUUGUGCAAUGGACGGAGCUGGUGGGUCUGAAACUCGCUCAUCGAGAUCGCAAGAGCAUCAGUUUGCAAUUCACCGGUGACUCUCGCACGGUCGUCAAGGUGGAGAUCUUGAAUCUCUUCCCUUUUACAUCGGACAGCAAGCGCAUGGGGAUCGUCGUGCGAUUCCUGCGACAUGCAGACGCUAGAAACGGCGGGGAUGGCGAGAUCGUGUUCUUUCAAAAAGGCGCCGACACUGUCAUGACGUCUAUCGUGGCGGCGAACGACUGGCUGGACGAGGAGACGGCGAACAUGGCCCGAGAGGGUUUGCGAACGCUAGUCAUUGGACGCAAAACGUUGAGCUCGGAGCAAUACGCUGCAUUUACUGCUGCCUACUCUGAUGCCUCGUUGGAGUUGGUUGGGCGAGAUGCGGCGAUGGCUAGAGUCGUCAAGCAGCAUCUCGAACACAACCUGGAGCUACUCGGCGUGACGGGAGUGGAGGACAAGUUACAGCCGCUCGUCAAGUCGAGUUUGGAGCUGCUCAAGAACGCCGGCAUCAAGAUCUGGAUGCUGACGGGCGACAAGGUGGAAACGGCGAGGUGCAUUGCCGUCAGCUCGAAGCUCGUGAGCCGAGGGCAAUACAUCCACACCAUCGCCGGCUUGAAACGGAAGGAAGCCGCUCUGGACGCUCUGAGCGUGCUGCACAACCAGCCCAAUGCUGCUUUGCUCAUCGACGGCCAAUCGCUGGCCAUCUACCUCCAGCACCACCGCAUCGCCUUCAUCACCCUCGCCGUCCGCCUGCCUGCAGUCAUAGCCUGCCGUUGCUCUCCCACACAAAAAGCAGACGUUGCUCGCCUCAUCCGCGCCUUCACCAAGAAGCGUAUCGCCUGUAUCGGCGACGGAGGAAACGACGUAUCCAUGAUCCAAGCCGCAGACGUGGGCGUUGGCAUUGUCGGCAAAGAAGGGCGACAAGCCUCGCUCGCCGCCGACUUUAGCAUCACGCAAUUCGCCUUCCUCACCAAACUGCUCGUCUGGCACGGGCGCAACAGCUACAAGCGCAGCGCCAAGCUCGCGCAGUUCGUCAUCCACCGCGGCCUCAUCAUCAGCGUCUGCCAGACCGUCUUCUCCGUCGCAUCGCACUUCGAACCCAUCGCGCUCUACCGCGACUGGCUGCUCGUCGGCUACGCCACAAUCUACACCAUGAUGCCGGUGUUUAGCCUCGUGCUGGAUCAAGAUGUCGACGAGGGGCUCGCGAACCUGUACCCUGAGCUCUACAAAGAACUCACGACGGGCAGGAGUCUGAGCUACAAAACGUUUUUCGUCUGGGUGGGCAUCAGCGUCUACCAAGGCCUCAUCAUCCAAGGCGGCAGCGAGCUGCUGGAUCCCGGCUUCACAUCCACCAAUGGCGUCUCAGUCCCGAAUCUCACCUCCACAACCGGCUUCAAACGCAUGGUCUCCGUCUCCUACACCGUGCUCGUCAUCAACGAACUCGUCAUGGUCGCGGCGGAAAUCACCACCUGGCACCCGCUGAUGAUCUUCUCCAUCGUGCAGACGGCGCUCGUGUACUUUGGCAGCCUGCCCUUCCUCGGCGAGUACUUUGACCUUGGCUGGAUUGUGGGCGGCGUGGGGUUCUGGUGGCGCUUUGCGGCCAUUAGCGCGGCGAGUCUGGUGCCGGUGUAUGCGGGCAAGGUGAUUCGGAUGGCGGUGCAUCCGCCGAGUUAUCGGAAGGUGAGAGGGGUGUGAUGGUAGGUCCAAUGCAUAGGGAGGAGUUGGAGACUGGUGCAUAGGAUACCCUUUGUAGGCUUGUAGUGUUACGAACGGUGCGCACACUUUGAUGUAUUCCUCAUGAUCGGUCUAUCCUCUUU
Messenger RNA from Neohortaea acidophila, 4022 nucleotides. Its product is annotated as putative aminophospholipid-translocating P4-type ATPase. Lineage: Eukaryota; Fungi; Ascomycota; Dothideomycetes; Mycosphaerellales; Teratosphaeriaceae. Gene Ontology annotation, molecular function: ATP binding; ATPase-coupled intramembrane lipid carrier activity; magnesium ion binding. Gene Ontology annotation, biological process: endocytosis; phospholipid translocation; retrograde vesicle-mediated transport, Golgi to endoplasmic reticulum. Gene Ontology annotation, cellular component: endosome; trans-Golgi network; plasma membrane. The coding region runs from base 1 to 3900 and encodes 1299 amino acids. The record is from RefSeq and is a predicted model, not a curated record. The transcript has 2 exons.